ACCACCUUGCCUAAACUUUGAAAAAAUUUGAAACUUCUUUCUUCUUUAUAUAAUUUAUAAAAAAUAAACCACAGCACAUCCCCCAUAGAUAAAUAAUAUAGUGCACAUCCCCCAUCCCCUCCUUACUUAACCUACACCACCUUAAUUUGGUUUAAAUGGUUUAAUUUAUCUGUGCUUGUGCUUAUAAACACUUUGUGUGUACACAAAGGGUUACAGUUUGAGUUUUUAUCACUGAGUGGAUUGUGUUCAGUUUCAGUAUAUUUGUUAGCUAUGGAAUCUAACAUAGAAAUUAAGGAAGAGUCCGUUGAAAGUGGUCAAAGACAAAUAGAUAAUCAACUAUCCACAUCAUUUGAUCUUGGGGACUGUAAGAAUGGACCAGAAGAUAACUCUGUUAAAACAGUAAAAGCUGAAAUUAAGGAUGAGUUUGGUGAUGGUGAUCCAAGAUAUGCAGAGGGUCAGAUAUCCACCUCCCUUGAUCUUCUGUCAGACUUAAAGAAUGUACCAGAAGAGUAUAAGUCAGAUGGGGCAGUAAAAGCUGAAAUUAAGGAAGAGUUGGUUGAAGAUGAUCCAAGAUAUAUAAAGAGUCAGCUGUCCACCUCCCUGGAUCUUGGAGACUUCAAGAAUGAAGAUGCCUCAGGUUUUACUCAGGAGGAUAAUAAAACGAAAAAUAUCGAGACAAUUUUUGAACAUUCAUCCCAGGAAGCACACGGUAUGAGACGAGACGCUGAAGGGAACACCGUAAAUAAAAAUAUAAAAGUUCAGACUACACAGGGAUCUUACAAUUGUGAAAUUUGUUUCAAGAAAUUUUCUCACACAUCUAAAUUGAAAAAACAUUUGAUGGUACACAACGGAGAAAAAUCUUACAAGUGUGAGAUUUGUUUGAAGAGAUUUACUCAACUAGGGAAUUUGAAACAACAUUUGAGAAUGCAUACAGGAGAAAAACCUUAUACGUGUGAAGUUUGUUUUAAGAAAUUUGCUCAAGCGAGAUAUUUGAAAGGACAUUUAAUGGUACACACUGGAGAAAAACCACAUCACUGUGAAAUUUGUUUUAAGCAAUUUCCUACAGCAUGUAAAUUGACAAGACAUUUGGUAGUGCACAGUAAAGUAAAGCCUUACAAGUGUGAAAUUUGUUUUAAGCAGUUUGCUCGAACAUAUGUUUUGACAAGGCAUUUGAGAGUGCACACUGGAGAAAAAUCUUACGAGUGUGAGAUUUGUUUGAAGAGGUUUACUCAACUAGCGAAUUUGAAACGACAUUUGAGAACACAUACAGGAGAAAAACCUUACACGUGUGAAAUCUGUUACAAGAAAUUUACUGAAGCGAGAAAUUUGAAAGCACAUUUGGUGGUACACACUGGAGGAAAACCAUAUAAGUGUGAAAUUUGUUUUGAGCAAUUUCCUACAGCAGAUAAAUUGAAAAUACAUUUGAUAGUGCACAUUGGAGGAAAGUGUUACAAGUGUGAAAUUUGUUUCAAGACGUUUGCUCGAAAAUAUCAGUUAACUGAACACUUGAAAGUUCACACUGGAGAAAAGCCACAUAAGUGUGAAAUUUGUUUUAAGGAAUUUAUCCAAGCAAGUAAUUUGAAAAAACAUUUUAUGUUACACACCGGAGAAAAACCUUAUAAGUGUGAAAUUUGUUUGAAGAGGUUUAUCCAAAUAGGGAAUUUGAAAUAUCAUAUGAUAAAACAUACAGGAGAAAAAGCUUACAAGUGUGAAAUUUGUUCCAAGAAGUUUGCUCAAAAAUAUCAUUUAACUGGACACAUGAAAGUUCACCCUGGAUACAAACUUCUUAGGUGUGAAAUUUGUUUUAAGCAACUUUCUACCACAAGUAACUUGAAAACACAUUUGAGAGUGCACACUGGGGAAAAACCGUACAAGUGUGAAAUUUGUUUCAAGAAGUUUACUCAAAAAAAUAAUUUAACUGGACACAUGAAGAGUCACAAUGGAAAAAAACCUAAGUAAUUUUCUACAGCAAGUAAAGUGAAACUACAUUUAGUAAUGCACAUUGAAGAAAAGCCUUCCAAGUCUGAAAUUUGUUUUAACCCUUUCGAAAGUUUGGGUGCAGUUUGCUCGAAAAGGUCAUUUAAUGAAAGUUCACUGUUUCAGUGUUUCCCACACCGUUUUGCUCCGUAGACCAUUUACCAACACUUUUUGGGUUUAAAUAGACGCCCUAAUGUCAUAUUUUUUUAAAUUUACUAGCUGCGAUUAAGUCUGUUUAAUAAAAAACUUUAAUUAGUCUAAUUUUUUUAAAUUUAAAUCUAAUUUUUUUAAAUUAGUCUCAGCAUCCGUUAUGGCUUGCAAAUUGUAGAAGCCUCGGAGGUGUAACCAGAGAAGGUUCCCAUUGUUUUCAGUCUGGUGGGAUGUAGAGAGUAACAUUAUGUUGUUUUAUAUGCCAUUAGAUUGAAAACUUAGUCUUUUACUCUGAUUAUUGAUAUAAUGUUAUUAGAUUUAUAAUAUUGAGGUUUGCUUCCGACCAGAUAUAUAAUUUUAGUUCAGAGAAAUAAGGAAAAAAAUAUCCUGUUGGUGACACAACCCCCUCCAGGCCUAAACCAAAUUUUUGGAGUAGUAUGGUCAUCUAUAAUAAUAACCUAUAUGUUUCCUGCAACCGAUUUUGAUUAUAUACAUAGUUUUAAACAAAUGAAGAUCAAAAAACGGUAAAUUUUCGCUUUUUUCGUCUAUUACUAAUAAAUUGGGCAUUUUAAACAAAUUUGAGAGUAAUAAACUCAUAAACCGUAUAAAAAACUUCAAU
Molecule: messenger RNA, 2746 nt
Organism: Diabrotica virgifera virgifera (western corn rootworm)
Lineage: Eukaryota; Metazoa; Arthropoda; Insecta; Coleoptera; Chrysomelidae
Product: zinc finger protein 83-like
Exons: 4
Coding region: 271-1959 (562 amino acids)
Biological process (GO): regulation of transcription by RNA polymerase II
Cellular component (GO): nucleus
Molecular function (GO): RNA polymerase II cis-regulatory region sequence-specific DNA binding; DNA-binding transcription activator activity, RNA polymerase II-specific
Source: RefSeq, a predicted model, not a curated record